Molecule: messenger RNA, 2745 nt
Organism: Closterium sp. Naga37s-1
Lineage: Eukaryota; Viridiplantae; Streptophyta; Zygnematophyceae; Desmidiales; Closteriaceae
Source: the annotation of a GenBank genome assembly
AUGGGAGCCGCCAAGGUCGGUAGUUCUAACAGCGUUGAUAAACCUGGUGAUGAUGCCCCCGCCGACUCGGGCGAUACUGGCUACUAUCAGUCAUGGCAACUUGACGAUCUGGUUGCGGCACUGCCGGCACUGCCGGCCGCAACGUCACAUGACUCCGACUCGGACUCGUCGCUUGCGAAGGCCGCGCCGCCGCCGAUCGCGCCGCAGUCUCCCGGCCGCCUCGCGACGCUCACGCGCAUCUUCUCAAACCGCCGCGGCGCAGAUCCUCUCGGAGCGCCGUCGCGACGGCUGUCGGACGAUGGCGGCGCCGCGGCGCCGCGGUCGGGGUCAGCGGAAAGCCGUGGCAGCGCGUGGUCGUCUGGACGAAUCAUGCCAUCAUUAGCCGGCGGCGGCGGCGGCGGUCGCGGCGGAAAGAGCAAUGCGAGCGACAGGGGGUCCGCCGUUCCGCCCAAUCUUCCGCGCUCGCCUCGCGGGGGGGAACAGUGGGAUGGCGGUGGCCGCGUAUUGCCAAAGAAGAGUUCCAGCGGCGACGAGUCCGUGAUAGUUGUCCGCCGAGCGACGACAGUCGGGCAUAACCCGCACUCCCGGCAGCAGCAGCAGCAGCAGCAGCAGCAGCGGCAGCAGCAGGAGGAGCAGAUUCCGCAGCGAGCGUCACACAGGAGGUGCCGCAGCUGGGGAGGCGGAGGGCAGCAAGCACGGCAGCAGGAGAUGGAGUGGCAAUUUCAGCUGAGUCAAUUCGAGAUAGAAGCUGAUACCACCACCAUUAAUAGUACUAUUAACCCACAACCCGUCAGCAGGAGGAGGAGCGCCACGCAGAAAGCACGGCAGCAGCAGACUACUGAGGAGGAGGAGGAGAACGCUGCUGGCGCGGACGUUUCGCGGGAGGCGGAAGAAUCUGAAGCGGUGGAGGCGGAAGGAUCAUGGGAUGUUGGGAUGAUGGAAGGGGAAGCGCCGGUCGCGCUCGUGGGAUCGUUCCGCGAAAUGGCGAAUCCGCGCCUGGCAGUAGAUUCUACUACUAGUAGCAACAGCCGUGGUGCCAGGAGUGAGGGCAUGAGGGCGUUAGAAGCAGAGGCGGCUGCUGUUGCGCUGUCUGAAAGGGGUAAUGAAGGGGAAGCGCCGGUCGCGUUGGUGGGAUCGUUCCGAGAAAUGGCCAUCAGCCAUGGUGAGGGUAGCACUAUGAGAGCUUUAGAAGAAGCGGCUGCUGCUGUUGCUGUAACAGCAGCAGCAGAGACAGAAGCAGCAAUUGAAGCAGAAGAAUCAGCAGAAGCAGCAGCUUGGAAUCGCAACCGGUCGCCAUCCCUGCGUCUACCAUCAUCACAGCCGUUGGAUCCAGAGCCAUCCGACGAUCACCAAGCCACCACAGAAUCCCCAACCAGCCAGCAGUCAUCACCAGGUGCAGCAGGCAACGGGGUGAAGCAGCAGAGGGCGGAUAGGCGCGUCCAGUUUAACCGAAUGGUGCAAGUGAGGAGGGUACUCGUCCCCUCUGAUAGCACUGACUCUGCCGGAUCGUUCGCCGAACGGAUUCAAGAGGCUUGUGCCGGACCUGCUGCAGAGGCUCGGAAUGAUUUUGGUGAUGCUGGUGCCGGUGGCGUUGUGGCAAGGGCUGAUGCUAGUAUCACUGCUGACAUGGUGAAAUCUAAGUGGGUUGACAUGACGCCUAUGACUGCUGCUGCUGCUGCUGCUGCUGCUAAUACUGUUAAUUCUGCUGACUGUGGUGCUGCUGCUGCGGCGGCAGCUGGUGCUAAUGCUGCGGAUGCCGCUUCUCCUGAUGCAGCAAGCUUGGUCCCCCAGGACCUAGCUAAUCCGAGAGCCACAGAUUCGGAACAAGAACAGGAGGAGAUCAAAAUGAUAGUGGUAAUCGAGGAGAAGCAUGCAGCAGGGGGGCACGCGGAGAGGGGGCAUGCAGAAGGGGAACAGGCUGGCUUCAGAUGGAAAGCUGCAUCUAAAGAGGAGACUACAGACUCCCAAUACGAGGAAUCUGAGUCAGACCUCAUCUCUCCUUCUGGCCUGCCCUUCUUAUCUGUCUCCCCCCGUCCAUCCUUCGGCCCCGCAGCAUCCGCCCUCUCCCCCACCACCUCCCUCCCCCAUGGCGCCUCCCUCCCCCGUGACGCCUCCCUCCCCCUCACCCUCCCGCACUCAUCCAUCCUCUCCCCAACCGCCUCCCUCCCUGCCAACACCUCCCUCCCCCCCACCCUCCCGCACUCAUCCACCCUUCCGUCUACUGCCUCUCACAGCCCUCGCAAUUUCAGCUCUGGCCCGCUCUCCUCCCUGUCCCGGACCCUGUCUCGCGAUAUGACUGCUGAGUCGACUCAAAAGCACCCCCGCAGAUUCAGUUCUGGUCCGCUCUUCUCCUCCCUGUCCCGGACCUUGUCCCGCGAUGUGUCUGUUGAGUCGACUCAAAAGGCCCCCAGCAAGUUUAGCUCUGGCCCGCUCAUCUCCUCCCUGACCAGGACCCUGUCUCGCUCCCGCUUCAAGCACCUGCUCUCUCCGCUCCUCUCUAGCCCCUCCAAGCCUGGCACGGAGGCUCGGGAGAACACCGCCGUCUCGACUCAAGAGCCACCCCCUCACGACCGUGGUACGGAUUUCGGGGUAGCCUCGGACGCAGGGUCGGGUCUGCCGAAGCAAGUACCCCGGUCUGCUUCUGCUGUGGAUGAUGGGGAGGUGAAUUCCAAGGCCAGGCAGAACUGGUUGAAAGUGCUGCGUGUUCCCAGAGCUGGGGUGUUGGGUGGAGGGUCUAAGGGAUGA